AUGGAGGGUGAGAAGGAUGCCCUGGGUGUGGACUGCACAGUGGUGCAGAGCAUUGCUCUGGGAUGCAGGCUCACUGACGGGGGUUGCCUUUCCGUGCUGCCAAAAGCAUCUGCUUCCAGCAACAGCGACGCAAGGUGGCAGCCAUCACGGGCUUGGACAAUUUAUGAAAACCGAAUAUACAGCCUUAAAAUAGAAUGUGGACCUAAAUACCCAGAAGCACCCCCCUUUGUAAGAUUUGUAACAAAAAUUAAUAUGAAUGGAGUUAAUAGUUCUAACGGAGUGGUGGACCCAAGAGCCAUAUCAGUGCUAGCAAAAUGGCAGAAUUCAUAUAGCAUCAAAGUUGUCCUGCAAGAGCUCCGGCGCCUAAUGAUGUCUAAAGAAAACAUGAAACUCCCUCAGCCGCCUGAAGGACAGUGUUACAGCAAUUAAUCAAAAAGAGAAACCACAGGCCCUCCCCCCUCCCCCG
Messenger RNA from Zalophus californianus (California sea lion), 466 nucleotides. RefSeq names its product ubiquitin-conjugating enzyme E2 variant 1-like. Lineage: Eukaryota; Metazoa; Chordata; Mammalia; Carnivora; Otariidae. Bases 1 to 429 code for a protein of 142 amino acids. The transcript is spliced from 2 exons. Gene Ontology annotation, biological process: DNA damage tolerance; protein K63-linked ubiquitination. Gene Ontology annotation, cellular component: nucleus. The record is from RefSeq and is a predicted model, not a curated record.